GGGCUUUUAGCCCAUAACUUGCGCCUACUAUCUUAACUGGGCCCAUACCGAUAACUACGAGGAAACGGACUUCGUCGGGGGAGGGGAAAGCGGAAUAAAUUCUCUGUUUCAAAAGGCGCCUGGACUAGCUGGUCUCCUUCCCCAAACUCGUACUGCGUAGCUGCCAAGCGAGUGAGCGAAGCUUUGGUACCCAGUAACAGGAAAAGCACUCACAUCCACCAACAAUGGCGGAACCGAAAGUAAAAUACGAUCGCCAACUCAGGAUAUGGGGGGAACAAGGACAGGCCGCCUUGGAGAAAUCCAGCAUAUGCCUGCUUAAUUGUGGUCCUACCGGCUCAGAGACAUUGAAGAACCUUGUUCUCGGUGGAGUUGGAUCGAUCACAGUGGUUGAUGGAUCGAAAGUGGAAGUUGGUGACCUUGGGAACAAUUUCAUGGUUGAUGAAUCGAGUGUUGGACAAUCGAAGGCGAAAACUGUGUGUGCGUUCCUUCAAGAACUAAAUGAUGCAGUCAAAGCUAAGUUCAUAGAAGAGUGUCCGGAGGCUCUGAUUGAGACAAAUCCCUCAUUCUUUUCUCAGUUCACUUUGGUAGUAGCCACACAGCUCGCUGAGGACUCAAUGAUUAAGCUGGAUAGAAUCUGUAGGGAGGCAAAUGUUAUGUUGCUAUUUGCGCGUUCUUAUGGACUUGCAGGGUUUGUUAGAAUCAGUGUGAAGGAACAUGUGGUCAUUGAGUCAAAGCCUGAUCAUUUUCUUGACGACCUUAGGUUGAAUAACCCGUGGCCUGAGCUUAAGAGUUUUGCAGAAACCAUUGAGUUGAAUGCGGCAGAUCCUGUUGCCCACAAGCACACACCUUAUGUUGUCAUUCUUGUGAAGAUGGCUGAGGAAUGGGCCAAAGCUCAUGAUGGUAAUCUUCCGUCAACAAGGGAUGAGAAAAAGGAAUUCAAGGAGCUUCUUAAAGCCAAGAUGAUGUCAAUGGACGAGGAUAACUACAAAGAAGCUGUCGAUGCCUCGUUCAAAGUGUUUGCUCCUCGAGGAAUUAAUGCAGAAUUGCAGCAGAUUAUUAAUGAUGGCUGUGCUGAAGUUGAUUCUAGUUCAUCUGACUUUUGGGUGAUGGUGGCUGCACUAAAGGACUUCAUUGUGCACGAAGGUGCGGGAGAGGCUCCUCUCGAGGGCUCAAUACCUGAUAUGACGUCUUCAACAGAGAUUUAUGUAAACUUGCAGAAGAUCUACCAAGCGAAAGCCGAGGCAGAUUUUCUUGUUAUUGAGGAGAAGGUGAGAAAUAUUCUUAAGAAAACCGGUAAAGAUCCACAUAGCAUCCCGAAGUCGGUGAUAAAAAGCUUCUGCAAAAAUGCUAGGAAACUGAAGGUUUGCCGGUAUCGAUUAGUUGAGGACGAGUUUAGCAACCCUUCUUUGUCAGAGUUGCAGAGGUACCUUAGCAGUCCGGACUACAGUUUUGCUGCGGGGUUUUACAUCUUGCUUCGAGCAGCUGAUCGCUUUGCUGCGAACUACAAAGUCAUUCCUGGUCAUUUUGAAGGGGAAAUCGACGAGGACAUUGCUAGGUUGAAGUCCACAGCAGUGGCCCUACUCAACGACUUGGGUUGCAGUGGCUCGCCCUUGAACGAUGACCUUGUUAGCGAAAUGUGGCGGUACGCAGCUUCAGAGCUCCACACUGUUGCUGCUUUUGUUGGCGGUGUUGCGUCGCAAGAAGUGAUCAAGCUAAUAACAAAGCAGUUCGUUCCCAUGUCUGGCACAUUCAUAUUCAACGGUAUUGAUCACAAAUCUCAAUUGCUGUCCUUGUGAAGAAGUCCUUCCUCCAAAGUAGAAGAUCCCAGUCACUGUUUUGGUUAGAAGUCGAAUACAGUAGCCAUGCGAAGCUUGCAGACUCUGCUGCUCCAUCAAAAAAAUCCGUUCAACUGUACGGUGCACCAAAUCAUUAGCUGGAGAUCGGUCACUUACGCAUUCCAUUUAGAAAUGAUUGAUGUAAAAUCUAUAGCCUGAGAAUGUUAGAACAUGGUAGGAUGAGAGUUGUACUAGAGGAUUUGUUUUUUCACGUUAUAUUUUCGCUUCUGCAUGUGGGGUAGUAAAGAUUGGUUCUUGCUGGAAUAUCUCGUCUGGUUCUAGAUCUGGGAAUUUCACUUGUUAUGGCAGUCCGGUUUUACUCCUGCAAUUCUUGGUUUCUAGUAAUUAGCAAGAGCAACCGUCUUAAGCGAGACCUACAUGUAGAGCGAGAACCUACUUAAAUUAAAUGUAUGGAGGAAGAGUAAAAAAAUAACGUCUCUUGAAUCUUGAUAGAUAAAGGAAUUUUUUGAUAGUGAUAAUA
Molecule: messenger RNA, 2316 nt
Organism: Linum tenue
Lineage: Eukaryota; Viridiplantae; Streptophyta; Magnoliopsida; Malpighiales; Linaceae
Source: the annotation of a GenBank genome assembly